GAGAGCAGUGAGGCUGUGGGAGUUUAAAUUGGAGGAUUUUGAAGAAGAGGAAGCCAAACCUCUUCUAAGGCUGGUAUGGGCAGUGAACGUCAUCAAUAAAAUGAGGGAUGCUGAAUUUCAAGCUAGAAUGCUUCUUCGGUUCCCAGAGGCCAUACCUCCUAAAUUUCAACCACCUAAACUCCUCAGCGUGGUGAAGGAUUACAUUGAAAUCCUGAAAAAGAAGCAGCAGGAACAGCAUAACAGCAAAUUGCUCACCGCGCAGGAGGUAGUGAUCGAGGUAGUUCCCCGCGUUCUCCAGGGCUUCUGGGAGCUUCCUCCUCGUCCCCUCCUAAACAUGGCCUCCCAGAGUCUAAGCAUCCUCUCCACGAGUGUCACCAAGGCCACUUUAGAUCGUGUCGCCAAGAGUCUCACGGCGGAAACACAGGCCAUCUUCACCCGCUCCAUCCGAGACAAUAUGGUCGACAGCAUCCUGACAGAGAUCAGGCAGAAAUUUCCUCCAGAAAUUCUGUCUAUCAAAAUUGCAAACUUUGCACCAGUGUUGCUGAAGACCAUUGCUGAUGUAGCAAUGAUCCGGAUAUGUGAAAUGUUUGAGCCCCCUUCAAGUCUUCCUGAUGUGAAGAACACAAAUGAAGAACGCUCCUCUGACGGUCUUUCAAUGGCAAAUGUUCCACCAGCCGAAGGAUCUUUUUCAGAAGGUGUGCCAGAGCCUGAUGUUCCCUGUGAGGAACUUCUUCCUGAAAGUUCACCUAGUCUGAAGGCUGAAGACCUUACAAUUGAAGGAGCUCUUUCAGAAAGUGUGGCAGUGGCUGACGUUCCCUGUGAGGAACCCUUUGCCGAGUCCGAAUCCAGUGUUAACGGCAAAGAUCUUAAGAUCGAAGGAUCUCUUUCGGAAAUUGGGCCAGUUCCUGAUGUUCCAUGUGAGGAACCUUUUCCUGAACCCAAAUCCAGUAUGAAGUCUAAAGACCAUCAGAUCAAUAAUAAUAAGAAGAAAAGGGGCUUCUUCAAAAGACUUAAAAGUCUGUUCUGCUGUUGUUGCAGACCAAAAGACACUGACUGACAUUGAAACUGAAAUUGUCACCGUACUGGGUCUGUGACCCAGCACUGGUGUUCCAGUAACUAAAUAUGUAAAUUUGUUCCUUGAUGAUUGUUGUUCAUGUUUUGGGGGUUUCUUUAGUUUUCAGUGGGCUGGGUGUUUUUUCUUUCCCUUUGUGUUCUUUACUUAAUUCUUGUUCAUAGUUCCUGAUUUGUUUUCCUAGUUCUUGUUACUUAGUUUUUAGUUUUUUGAGUCCAGUUGAGUUUCUAUAUGAGUUUUGAGUUUUUGGUUUGUUUUUGUGACGUUCAUCUCUAAUGAAAAUGUUUUUCCAGCAAAUUUAAG
Messenger RNA from Oreochromis aureus, 1375 nucleotides. RefSeq lists its product as uncharacterized. The transcript is spliced from 4 exons. Lineage: Eukaryota; Metazoa; Chordata; Actinopteri; Cichliformes; Cichlidae. The record is from RefSeq and is a predicted model, not a curated record. The coding region runs from base 101 to 1057 and encodes 318 amino acids.